UGACUUGUCUGCUAGGUUUUGUUUUCUGAUACAUUAUGAGAUUGCGGUCGUCUAUUCGCAGAGCGAGUAAGACUUUUACAUGUUUACAGGAAAGUAAUAACGUCAAAUUGAAACCCUGUGUUACCAGCGGUAACGUUCCCAGAAAGAUCAAACGUAACAUCUGUGAACCUAACCCAAUAAUUCCUAAAAAUCCUCCAUCGGUCCGUAAAAAUGUGUCAGCAAGUAGACGGGUUAAUAAAGGGAAGCAAACUUCUGUCAUUCCAGAAGACCCUUAUCUUUUUAUAGACAAUGAUAGUGAUGAUUAUAAAGAGAAUGUUAUUCCUAACAGUUCAAAAGACGUAACCAAAAAGUGCGCCAAAAAAACGCACUCAGAGGUAAAGGUGGCCAACCUCAAAAAAUCAAAGUCAAAACAGUGGACUGCAUCAACAGCAUUCACCAAACAAUAUAUCCCGUCAGGAAAACCUAAUGACGCUAGAUAUGAAGAUGCUCUGCAUGCAAACACACCUGGAUCGAUCGUAACAGCUGUUCCACUUGUAUCAAAGACAGUAAAUCCUAAAUCUGCCUCAACGUUUCCUGAAUCCAACCAGCUAAUUAGUCCAGGAGGUCUAACAACCUCUUGUUCAUUCGCCAAAACGGCUUCUACUUAUGCGGAAAGUAAAACAGUUUCUUUCAAUUUUCCCGAAAAGGUUUGUAAUUCCUGUCAGGUUACUAGUAGCGUCUCAAACACUCCUGAAUUUAGGAGACGUGUUUCUAUACAUAAUUUAGAAGAAUCUAUUCCAAGAUAUUCCAAAACAACACUGACUUCUUUAAAUCCACAAAUUGCCUCAACUCCAGCAAUCUCUAAUGCUAACACUGAGUUACUGACCUCCGUGGGAUGUCAUGCACUUGUUCCAACUCCGAUAAAUUAUACCUCAAUUAAAAGAAACGAAAAUAGUCAUGAUGAUUCCAGUCAAAUUUUGGAAAGCCAUGUGCCAAAUAACUCGUCUUCCUCUUCUAAUCCACAUUCUGGUGCAACAAAUAACGAAAGAUCCUCUCAAGGUCAGAUUAUAGUUAUUAUUUUUUACUACACUAUUUUGAAUGCUUUAGAACUUAUGUAUGAUUAAGCCACUUUGGUUUAUACUUAUAAAUUAUGAAGUCCAAGUUGCGCAAUAUAUUGGUCACUCUUAAACCACAUUAGAUUCAGUCGUGUUUUGUUAUAAUAUCCAAACUGCCAGUAGUAAAUCCGAGUGCUUAUUAAUUUAUGUUUACCGACCAGUCGUCAGUUCACAGUAGGCGGAAUUUGUUCUACUCCAUCAUGCAUCUCGGUAUCUUUAAUACAUUGGAAAAUUAUGGGAUGGAUGAAAUAGGUCUUCAACACUUCAAAUCAGUUAUGUAGCGGAUCGUUUAUGCUCUUGUUUCAUUAUAUUAUAAAGUUAUUUGAUGCGCUAAAUGAAUAUUCUAAGUAUUACAUAAACUGCAUGAUACGAAGUUAACUUCUAACUGAUUUAUUGAUUCUUUACUUCCAGACUUGAGCAAAGGAUCUACUUC
Messenger RNA from Schistosoma rodhaini, 1527 nucleotides. The record is from the annotation of a GenBank genome assembly. Lineage: Eukaryota; Metazoa; Platyhelminthes; Trematoda; Strigeidida; Schistosomatidae.